Molecule: messenger RNA, 2631 nt
Organism: Fusarium pseudograminearum CS3096
Lineage: Eukaryota; Fungi; Ascomycota; Sordariomycetes; Hypocreales; Nectriaceae
Exons: 2
Coding region: 1-2631 (876 amino acids)
Biological process (GO): microtubule polymerization; mitotic spindle organization; establishment or maintenance of microtubule cytoskeleton polarity
Cellular component (GO): microtubule plus-end; spindle pole; kinetochore
Molecular function (GO): microtubule plus-end binding; microtubule plus end polymerase activity
Source: RefSeq, a predicted model, not a curated record
AUGGCUGAAGAAGAAGAUUUCAGCUCCAUACCGCUGCCCGACCGUUUCGCCCACAAGGUCUGGAAGGUCAGAAAAGGAGCAUACGAAGAGGCUACCAAGCUAUUCGAAAAGUCACCCGACGAGUCGGACCCCUGUUUUCGACCCUUUUUGAACGAACCAGGCUUGUGGAAUAAAGCUGUUCUCGACUCAAAUGUUGCCGCCCAGCAAGAAGCCGUCACCGCAUUGUGCGCCUUUCUCAAAUAUGGUGGAAGAGAUUGCUGCUUAAGGACGCGGAAUCAGACCAUUACCCCAAUGGUGGAGAAAUGUCUCUCUUCAACCCGAGCCGUCAUCAAGCAAAACUCCAUCGAAGCUAUUCUGCUCUACAUUGAACUCGACGUCGCUGGACCUGUCAUCGAGGACAUGCUCCCUGGCCUGAACAACAAGGCCCCCAAGAACAUUGCCGCGACAUUCCACGCCCUCACACAGGUCUUCCACAACUAUGGCUGCAAGGUUGUCGACCCGAAACCUGUGCUCAAAGCACUUCCCAAAGCCUUUGGUGCUGCCGACAAGAACGUCCGUGCUGAGGCUACAAACCUGACGGUCGAGCUUUACAGAUGGUUGAGGGAGGCUAUGAAGCCCAUGUUCUGGGGCGAGCUUAAGCCUACCCAGCAAACUGAUUUGGAAGCACAGUUCGAAAAGAUCAAGGCCGAGGGCCCGCCCAAGCAAGAACGUCUGCUCCGAUCGCAACAAGAAGCUCUUGCCGCUGCCCCCGAAGGUGGUGAAGAAGGCGAGGAAGGGGAACUAGAGGGAGAAGAUGUCGAAGAACUCGAUACCUUUGAUCUAGCUGAGCCUCAAGAUAUUAGCAAGAAGAUCCCGUCCAACUUUAGCGACCAGCUCGCUUCCUCGAAGUGGAAGGAUCGAAAAGAAGCGGUUGACGCUCUACACGCGGCACUCAACGUCCCUCGUAUCAAGGAAACCGACUUCAACGAGGUCUCCCGCGGCUUGGCAAAGUGCAUGAAGGACGCCAACGUUGCUGUUGUUGUUCAAGCCGCCGUCUGUAUCGAGCUUCUCGCAAAGGGUCUCCGACAAGGCUUUGGUAAAUACCGCGCCACAGUUAUGCAGCCCAUCAUGGAUCGCCUCAAGGAGAAGAAGGCUUCCGUGGCCGACGCUCUUGGAGCCGCCUUGGACGCUGUUUUCGCCUCUACCAGCUUGUCUGAGUGCCUGGAGGAUAUUAUCGCCUACCUCAGCAACAAGAACCCCCAGGUCAAGGAGGGUACCAUGAAGUUCCUGAUUCGCUGCCUAAGGACAACCCGAGAUGUGCCCAGCAAACCUGAGCAAGCAACCAGCUGUGAAGCUGGUAAGAAGCUUCUGGCCGAGUCUACCGCUGCUCUUCGAGACGGCGGUGCUGAGAUUCUUGGUACGGUCAUGAAGAUUGUUGGCGAGCGCGCUAUGGGACCCAACCUGGAGGCACUGGACGAUAUUCGCAAGAACAAGGUCAAGGAGUUUUUCGAGGCCGCCGAAGUCAAAGCCAAGGAGAAGCCCAAGCCAAAGGCCCCUCCCCCCAAGGCCGCUCCCGCUAAGAAGGUUAUGGGUGGAAAGAAGCCACUUGCCAAGAAGCCAGCUCCCGCUCCCGCCGCUGCUCCCGUGAUGCCUGACGAGCCUCUCGCUCCUCAGCCUACGCCUCGAGCGGCCCCUGGUAAGCUUACCAAGCCUGGUCUCGGUGGAUUGAAGAAGAAGGUAAUUGGAGGUCCCGCUCCUCCUGGCUCUCCUCGUCGAGUCCCCUCGGCACCUGUUAUGCCUGACGAUGAUGAACCAGCCCCUCCUCCUCAACCACGUAUGGGUCUCUCUCGUGGUCUUGCAGGACGCUCCCUUGUCAAGCCUUCUGCGCCCUCGCCUCCCAUGGAACCCGCGUCACCCCCUCCAUCCAGCGGUCUUACUGCUGUGGAACGAGCUGAGAUCGAGGAGCUUCGGGCAGCCAACGACCGACUCAUUCGCCAAGUUGAAGAGAUGCGACAAGAACGCAGCAAGUUCAUGUCUGAGAUUCAAGAACUCAAGAACCAGAAUGCUGGCUUGAUUGAGGACCACACUCGCGACGUGCUGAGUAUCAAGGCCAAGGAGACGCAGCUGGUCCGCGCAAGAAGCGAUGCGGAGGCCACGGAUCAGACCAACGACCGCUUGAGGCGUGAACUGGAAAGACUUAAGAAGGCUUUGAGUCACGCUGAGAGAUUCGAAAAUGCCGGAAGCGGCAUGAACAGUCCCCGCCGCCUUGCUUCACCCACAAACGACGACGUUUACCGAGAUCACGGACCGCCAUCUGUCAACCGCCAUAGAAUGAGCAUAGCAAGCAGCAUGUCUGAGGAGAAGGAAAACGGCGAGCCUAUGGCACCCCCUCGAAACAAGUUCAGUCCUGAGAUGCGAUACGCUGGCAGCGCAAGCUCAUCAGGUCGCGGAUCACCCGCACGAGGUUUCAGAAGCGCACGACCCUACAAUGAUGAAGAGCAUGUACCAACACCAACCCAACGGCCCAUGUCAUCACUACCUCAACCAACAGGUAAUGGUGCUGAGAGCUGGAGGAGAGCGGCUGAGGUGACGAGUCAGCUGAAGGCUCGAAUUGAACAGAUGAAGGCAAAGCAAGGACUCGCUCGACCUUAG